This is a messenger RNA of Perca flavescens (yellow perch), 2168 nucleotides long. Its product is annotated as calcium/calmodulin-dependent protein kinase type IV. The transcript is spliced from 12 exons. Gene Ontology annotation, molecular function: ATP binding; protein kinase activity. Gene Ontology annotation, biological process: protein phosphorylation. The record is from RefSeq and is a predicted model, not a curated record. NCBI's taxonomy places the organism in Eukaryota, Metazoa, Chordata, Actinopteri, Perciformes, Percidae. Bases 699 to 2168 code for a protein of 489 amino acids.
CCCGGGAAUCAAAGCCCCGAACGCCGCCGAGACAGCCCGAGUUCGCUCUCUGUUUCGCGGGGAAAACGCCCGAGCGUGCUCCGUUGUUGUUUUCGCGCCUUUCGGGCUGGAUCGAACGUUUCGAGACUGCAACGGACGGACCGUUGCUGCCGGUAAAAACACCGAAACUACGGAUAAAUCCCGGGAGAACGGUGAUGGACUGAAGUGAUCCGGUAUCUGAGAGGGUUUUAGGCCCGAUGGAAGCUGCGACACACCCGGACCUGGAGCGUCUGGGUCCCGGUUCCGGCUUCAGUCUGGACUAAAGACUCGGUUCGUCCCCGAGGGAUUCAAACAGUCACUUCUUUUCUCCGGUAAACGGGCCCAAACCGGCGGAUCAGGACCGUUCUCGGGGUAUUUUAACAACUAUAUUUGCAUAUUUUACUAAUAUUUAGUUGAGAUAUUUGGACAUCCAGCGGUUUCGUGGAUUAACGCCCAGCGGGAUCAUGAGUGCCCCCCCUCUGCUCCUCUAAUCCGGGUUUAAAUCUGAGAUCUGAUCUGGAUUACUCUGCUCCUCCGUUACAUCUGUCCCGGGCUGAACCGGUCCCGGUCCCGAUCCCUGGAUCUCGGAUCCGGUCCUGGUUUUACGGAGUUCUCCUGUCAGAUAUUAUCUUGGGUCUCGGUUGCUCUCGGUCCUGGUUUCUGGGAGUUCUGCUGUCGCCAUGCCGACAUCCCGGCCUGGUUCGGAGCCGGUGGAGUUCUGGGUGGACGGGUCGAGGCGGGACGGAGCGGUGGAGGAGUUCUACACCCUCAGUACCGAGCUGGGACGAGGAGCCACCUCCAUCGUGUAUCGCUGCGAGGAGAAACAGACUCAGAAACCCUACGCCAUCAAAGUCCUCAAGAAAACGAUCGACAAGAAAAUAGUUCGCACAGAAAUCGGCGUCCUGCUGCGUCUCUCCCACCCAAACAUUAUCCAGCUGAAGGAGAUCUUUGAGACGGACACCGACAUUGCUUUGGUACUGGAGCUGGUGACAGGAGGAGAGCUGUUUGAUAGGAUCGUGGAGAGAGGUUACUACAGCGAGAGAGACGCUGCCCACGUCAUCAAGCAGAUCCUGGAGGCCGUGGCGUAUCUCCAUGACAACGGCGUUGUGCAUCGUGAUCUCAAACCGGAGAACCUGCUGUACGCUGACCUGUCGCUGGACGCUCCGCUCAAGAUCGCCGACUUUGGCCUUUCCAAAAUCAUCGAUGACCAAGUGACCAUGAAGACAGUGUGUGGUACGCCGGGGUACUGCGCUCCAGAGAUCCUGAGAGGGAACGCUUACGGCCCCGAGGUGGACAUGUGGUCGGUGGGAGUCAUCCUCUAUAUCCUGCUGUGUGGGUUCGAGCCCUUCUUUGACCCUCGGGGGGACCAGUACAUGUACAGCAGGAUCCUGAACUGUGACUACGAGUUUGUGUCUCCGUGGUGGGACGAUGUGUCUCUCAACGCCAAGGACCUGGUCAGUAAGCUGAUCGUCCUGGACCCCCACAAGCGGCUGAACGUGCGCGAGGCGCUGCAGCACCCGUGGGUGCUCGGCAAGGCCGCACGCUUCUCCCACAUGGACACGGCCCAGAGGAAGCUGCAGGAGUUCAACGCUCGCCGCAAACUCAAGGCCGCCAUGAAGGCCGUGGUGGCGACCAGUCGGAUGCACGAGAGCUCUCGGCGCCGAACCGACAGCUGUGACAUCCCCGGCUCCGGGACGUCCCGUCAGAGCAGCAUGCAGCAGGACCCUCCCCCGGAGACCCCCGGCCCCGAGGCCCCGCCCCCAGACCAGCCCACGCCACCGCCGCAAGACGACCAAUCGCAGCCGCCCUCCGACCAAUCACAGCCCUCCUCCGACCAAUCGCAGCCCUCCGACCAACCAGCUCACAGCCCGUCGUCUCCACGCGGCUCCAAACCGCCCGGCGCGCCCACCCGGCCGCCCCUGCGUGCCGACGGGCCACGCCAGGCGUCCGUCGUGCCCAAACCGGCGGCGCCGCAGCCCCGGCUGCCGCCGAAGAGCCGCUCCGUGGUGGAGCCGGCGUGCUCCAGCGCUGCCGCCGCCACCGCCGGCGAGGCCACGCCCCCGAGUCCCAGCAGCCUCAGCAACGGCUUCACCACGCCGCCGCCGCCGCCGCUGACCGAGCCCGCCAGCACGGCGCGGCGCUGCCAGUGA